AUGUCUUCACCAUAUGUGACAAACUAUGAUGACUUUCAAUCCACAAUCAACUUUGCAUUUGGCGACGGUGGGCCUUGGACAUGCGAUUUGUUCGGAUCAGGGCUUUGUCGUCUUGAAACUCGUCAGCAUAUUGAUUCUGGAGUCACCGAGUAUCUGGCAUUUGGCGGAAUGCUCGGUGCGAUGCUCAAAGUACAGCCAGAAUUGGCGCGACCAGGUCAAAAAAUGUCAUAUACAUGGCAGUUCAGUGGAUGCAUUGGCGCGACAAUCCAGAGUCAUUCGCUUUUAGUGAGUGUCGGAGGUGAUGUCACUUACUUGACUUUGCAAACGUGCCCAACAGCGGGCCAACCUCAGACCAUGACCGGAGAAUUUCCAAUCUCAUACGACGGGACAUUCUCUAUCUACAUGUCAGCAGGUUAUGGGCAUAUAGUAGCUUAUAUCACCGGGAUGAGAUUUACAAUGUCACCAAGCGGUAAUCCUCCAGCUCCAGUCGGUGCAUCACAAGGAGGUUCCUCCGCCAACAUUCCGACGUCUGGAAUUGCAGGGACACCUAUUCCUUCGGUUUUGACAUCAUCCCGUCUCGGUGACACCACCGGCAUCCCCAAUGGCUCUGGUAUGGCAUCAAACGGUGCACCAACGACGUCUCCUUCCGACUCCGCCUCGUUCUCCACCCUACCUCCAUUUGGAGUCUCAACGAGUACGAUAAAAGGAUCCGUACAGAAUACCCAAGGACCUGGUGUCGCGCCUACACCACCGCAAUCAUCCAACAAUUCCGGCAGGGCAUCAGUCAUCGUUGGGUCCGUUCUCGGGACCGCUUCGGUUCUCGCAGGUGCCCUUAUACUUUUCCUAUACCUUCGGAGACGACCGAGGCGAAAAAGUCCGAGACAAGCGAAAACAACCAAGGCGACGACUGUACAUCCUAGCAUUACGCCGUUUUACGACGAAGAUGCACUGGAGAGUGCAUCACCUAGGAAUGAAGCCCCAACUAUACCCUCUAAGGAUCAAAAGCAACCUCUUCCGACUCCGGCUUCUCCUGGACCAUCAGCUGUCGUAUUCGGCGAGAAGGGUCGGUAG
Messenger RNA from Serendipita indica DSM 11827, 1071 nucleotides. The record is from the annotation of a GenBank genome assembly. NCBI's taxonomy places the organism in Eukaryota, Fungi, Basidiomycota, Agaricomycetes, Sebacinales, Serendipitaceae.